GAUCUCGUCCGAGAGGUGCCAGAGGAGAAGCGAGGGCGCUCGGCGGUGGGGCUGCCGGCAGUGUGCCGUAGAGCCGUAGAGCGGCUGAGAGGAGGGAAAGGGAGGAAAACACACACACGCGCGCACACACACGCGCGCACGCCGAGAGUGAGGGAGAAAGGGAGAGAAAACAAACCCCGCGAGCCUCGGAGCGGCUUCGGAUCUGGGAAGAGAAGUGAGGUUGGAGAAAGUACAGCGAUGCCAAGGCGGAAACAGCAGGCACCCAAAAGGGCGGCAGGUUAUGUCCAAGAAGAUGAUCUGAAAGAUGAAGAAGACAUAAAAGAGGAGGAAGAGGAUGACGAUGAAAGCAAUUCAACGGCUCAUCUUCAGGGUAGCAAUGACCCAGGAACAGAUGAAGAACAUGACACGGGCCCUGAUCCAAGAGGAAGCUUCAGCUAUCAGAAUUCCCCAGGGAGUCAUAUCUCCAAUCAGGAUGUGGAGAACGAAUCACUGCUGAGUGAUGCUAGUGACCAGGUGGCAGACAUUAAAAGCCUUUGCUCCAGGGAGGCACAGGACUCCAAAGGCAAUAUACAUCCCAAGCAUCCAAGUGAAGCACAUAGCUGCAUGGAUAAGAUGACAGCUGUCUAUGCUAACAUCCUUUCAGAUUCUUAUUGGACAGGUUUGGGACUGGGGCUCAAGCUGUCCAAUUCUGAUAAGAGGGGAUGUGAUAAUAGAAACGGAGCAAGCAAAAGUGACUUUGAUUGGCAUCAGGAUGCCUUGACCAAAAGCUUGCAGCAGAGUUUACCAGUUCGGCCACUGUCCAAGCCGAACCUUUUCAGCUCAGUCCAGCUGUACAGACAAAGCAGCAAAAUGUGUGGAACUGUAUUCACAGGUGCUAGUAGGUUUCGGUGUAGGCAGUGCAGUGCUGCCUACGAUACCUUAGUUGAGCUGACUGUCCAUAUGAAUGAAAGUGGCCAUUACCAAGAUGACAACCAUAAAAAAGACAAGCACAGACCUACCAGCUAUUCCAAGCCCCGGAAAAGGGCUUUUCAGGACAUGGAUAAAGAAGACGCUCAGAAAGUUCUGAAAUGUAUGUUCUGUGGUGACUCUUUUGACUCUCUUCAAGACCUAAGUGUCCAUAUGAUCAAAACAAAACAUUACCAAAAAGUGCCUUUGAAGGAGCCAGUACCUACCAUUUCUUCCAAAAUGGUAACUCCAAAUAAGAAACGCGUGUUCGACAUUAAUAGGCCUUGCUCUCCGGAUUCAACCACAGGAUCGUUUGCUGACACAUUUUCUUCUCACAAGAAUGCCAAUCUGCCAUUAUCAUCUAACAAUCGUUAUGGCUACCAGAAUGGUGCCAGCUACACAUGGCAGUUUGAAGCAUGCAAAUCACAGAUUCUCAAGUGCAUGGAAUGCGGGAGCUCACACGAUACUUUGCAGCAACUCACAACCCACAUGAUGGUCACCGGUCACUUCCUGAAAGUCACAAGCUCAGCUUCCAAGAAAGGGAAACAACUUGUUUUGGAUCCUCUGGCUGUGGAAAAGAUGCAGUCACUCUCUGAUGCAUCAGCCAGUGACAGCCAGCAUUCAAAACCCUCCAGUAACUCAUCAACUGAUUCUACAGCUCCUGCUUCAGAGCUAAAAAAAGAAAGGAAGCAAAAUAAAUCUGAGGAAGUGAAUAAAGAUGAAAAAGUGGUAAAAAAUGAAGACUAUGAAGACGUUCUUCAAAAGCCACUAGACCCAACAAUGAAAUAUCAAUAUCUCCGGGAGGAAGAUUUAGAAGAUGCUUCAAAAGGUGGUGGAGACAUUUUGAAGUCUUUGGAAAAUACUGUCACCACAGCCAUCAAUAAAGCUCAGAAUGGAGCACCCAGCUGGAGUGCGUAUCCCAGCAUCCAUGCAGCAUACCAGCUCUCAGAAGGAACAAAGCCUUCCUUACCUGUGGGGUCCCAAGUGUUGCAAGUUCGACCAACAGUUACUAAUAAACUGAGGCCUAUUGCUCCAAAAUGGAAAGUGAUGCCUCUAGUGCCCGUGUCAGCUAACAUAGUCCAGUGCGCUCAACUGAAAAAAGAAGGAGACUCAAAAAAGGAAGCUCAUAAGGACUACAUUAAAGAUGGCAACAAGACAGACAUGGCCCCUGCAUACCAAAAUGAAGGAGACUCUCCUCCUCAGGCCGACAUGUGUGUAGAGCCCAAAAAGUCAGAGCUAAGUCCUUUGAAGGAGGAACACAAGACAAAGGAAGAGGAAGAAAAAAUAAAAACAAAGGAAUCUGUGACGUCAUCUCUCAGCAAUGGAUGCACUACUGGGAACCACUGUUCAGAGCUGCCUGGUUUAAAUCCACUCAGUGCCCUGCAGUCUGUGCUGAACAACCAUCUGGGUAAAGCAAAUGAGCCUUUGCGGCCUCAGUCAAACUCCAGCCCCAGUUCAAGUUCAGCAUCUUUGUUCCACAAACCAAAUUUAAAUAUAAUAGAGAAGCCUGUUCUGUCUCCUGCUUCAACGCCAGCAAAACCUGCAGGUGUUACAUCCAGGCGUUAUGUGUUUGAGAGCAAUGAUCAGCCAAUUGACCUGACAAAAUCAAAGAAUAAGAAAGGGGAAUCAGUUCAGGCUCAGUCUUGUACUUCCCCACCUCAGAAGCAUGCUCUGUCUGACAUUGCAGACAUGGUCAAAGUUCUUCCCAAAGCAACAACUCCAAAACCUGCUGCUUCAUCCAGAAUCCCAUCAAUGAAACUGGAAAUGGAUGUUCGGCGUUUUGAAGAUGUCUCAACAGAAGUCUCCACUUUACAUAAAAGAAAAGGAAGGCAGUCCAACUGGAAUCCUCAGCAUCUCCUGAUUUUGCAAGCGCAGUUUGCGUCCAGUCUCUUCCAAACAUCGGAGGGUAAAUAUUUAUUGUCAGAUCUGGGCCCUCAAGAACGUAUGCAGAUUUCCAAGUUUACUGGGUUGUCCAUGACUACCAUUAGCCAUUGGCUGGCGAACGUCAAGUACCAGCUCAGAAAAACUGGGGGGACAAAGUUUUUGAAAAACAUGGAUAAAGGACACCCCAUCUUUUAUUGCAGUGAUUGUGCAUCUCAGUUUAGAACCCCAUCAACAUACAUCAGCCAUUUAGAAUCCCAUCUAGGUUUCCAAAUGAAGGACAUGAACAAGUUGGCUGUGGAGCAGCAAACCAAGGUAGAGCAAGAAAUUUCCAGAAUUUCAGUUCAAAGAUCUCCUGAAACAAUAGCUGGAGAAGAGGACACAGACUCUAAGUUCAAAUGUAAGUUGUGCUCUCGGACAUUUGUGAGCAAACACGCUGUAAAACUUCACCUAAGCAAAACACACAGCAAGUCACCAGAACAUCAUUCACAGUUUGUAGCAGAAGUGGAUGAAGGAUAACUCUUAAGGUAUGCAUGCCUUAACUGCAAAAGAAAAAAAAAGUGUUUUAAUAUGAUGUUGAUCAAAGGAGGGUUCUUAAAGCCCUUCUGCUUUAUUUAAAAAAAAAAACUCUUAUGUUCCAGGAUGCCAAUUUCUUUCCAAACACUGGCUUCUCUGUCUGUAAUUGUUGCAUGAUGGGGCAAAUUUUGCAUGGACAGCUGCUUCCAUCAGCCUGUUUCUGUGAUGGAAAAACCUUUACCCUUUGCAUUUUUCCCAGUCAUGUGCUCUUAAAGGCAAAGGAACCUCUGCCAAGAACAGAUUUGGCACUCUUGCUUGCUAUUGAUACCAUGUUCCUAUUUAGCUAACCUAGCCCUGUAAUCCUUCAAUAGAAAAGCAAAGCAUGCUGGACAUUUCAUUCUAAUGGUUCCCAAUGAAAUUGUGUUUCCUUAUAGCAGUGCUUCUCAACCUUGGCAAGAUGUGUGGACUUCAACUCCCAGAACUCCCCAGCCAGCAUCCCCAGCCAGUUGAAGUCCACACAUCUUAAAGGUGCUAAGGUUGAGAAACAUUGGCUUAUCGUAUUUGAAGCAACUCUGUCCCCUUUUUGUCUGAGCACGUCGGCAAGAGUCACUACAAAUUGAUGUUUCAGUGUCCAGUUUUCAAUAAUGGGAUUCCUCUGCUUAAUUUUAAUACUUUAUGAAUUCAAGAGCCUUUUGUUCCUCCCUUCACUGCUCAUUGCUGGUGAAUUAUCAAGCCUGUUUUGGGGAUUGCUGCCUAGAACCUAUGGAUCAACAGGAAGACUCAUAUCCUUCUACUUUCUUUGGACACAAGGUUAUUAAGAGCAUCCAGAAGUCAGUGUAGAGAUUAUGCCCAGUGUGAGGUUCAGUCCCUGGUAUCUCCAGCUGAUGUAUCUCAUCAGGUGAUAGCUCUUGGAAAGCCAUUCUCAACAGGCAAGGCUGAAUCGUGUUUGCAAAGCUGUUGCCAGUCUGAUAGAUUCGGACAAAUGUUUUCACCGCUAGAUUUAAGCAGCUGUUAGGAUGAUAAUAGUCAAAUAUGCCCCAAAUACAUUCAAAAACCCAAUCUAUAACUAUCAAGCAAAACUCCAAACCAGUUUUUUUUCUUCUUUUUCAUUUUCUUUACUUUAAGAUCCCCUAAUCUAGGGUUAGGUGACAUUUUUGGGCUGGGGACAAAUGGUGAUAGCAUGUGGUAGGCACAUUCACAAAAUGGCUGUCAUGAAAGAUUGGCCUUUUUGUAAAAUGGCUGCUAUGAAAUGAUGGAGAUUCCCACGUAUCCAUUUACUAGAAGGUAAUUAGCAAUUAAUAGGUUCUUGUGGGACCCAAAGGUAUUCCUAUAAAUAAUUAUUAUGCUAAAGGCUGGUCUUUUGCUUUGCAGCAUGUUCAUCUUCUAUUAAAUUUAUUUUAUUAAACUAUUCUUUUUAUUAAAAAAAAACAAAAAAAUCAAGUGAGGUAGGCAGCUUAACAGGAACCAAGGGAUGCAUUUGCAGUCAUGUUGGUAUCUGGAGGCAACACAUUGAUUAUCCUGACUUAAUAGUAAACAACUGGUGCUCAGCUGAUUGGAAAGCAGUAUAAGCCUGCAGUUGUUUCAAAAGUACAGAGAAGGGAAACAUGCGUUACUGUAUGUAUUACAACUGUGCAAAUUUUCAUUGCACCAAGUUCAAAUUACCAAGUCUUUGAUGAUUCAGUGCAUAAACUUGAUUCAGACUGAAUCAAAGAAUCCAAUUUGAUUGAGGGGGAUAAAAAGGUUUUUGGCACAUGCACAGUCAGAUUUCUGAAUCAAAUUGACCCAGUUCAUACUUUUGGAUUUCAAACUCCAUUUGAUUAUUCAAAUCAAUUCAAUGAUUCAGAUUGAAUUGAUCUUAUUCUUUGAAUUGAUUUGACAAAUCACAGCAGACACUAUUUGCACAGGCCUAAUAUUUAUUAGGUUUUAACGUGUUUUUCUAUGUCUGACAUGCUUUAGCAAAAAAUAAAAACCAAUCAAAAAUAAAACAGUAAAAUACUGUAACGAUAAUAAAACUACUUGAAUAUCA
Messenger RNA from Candoia aspera, 5368 nucleotides. RefSeq names its product teashirt zinc finger homeobox 2 (gene TSHZ2). Gene Ontology annotation, molecular function: DNA-binding transcription factor activity, RNA polymerase II-specific; DNA binding. The record is from RefSeq and is a predicted model, not a curated record. Lineage: Eukaryota; Metazoa; Chordata; Lepidosauria; Squamata; Candoiidae. Gene Ontology annotation, biological process: regulation of transcription by RNA polymerase II. Gene Ontology annotation, cellular component: nucleus. The transcript is spliced from 2 exons. Bases 238 to 3345 code for a protein of 1035 amino acids.